AUGGAAUACAGGAUCAUACUAAAAAUAACAUGUGCAUAAAACCAAAGUGAAAACAAUUGUCUGAGACGGUGGAUUUCUUCUGAAACCAUCAAACUCCACCUUUCCUAGUGCCACUCUUUUCUCUUUCUUGGCUUCAACAUACUUUUGUUAAUCAAACUACUCUUUCACCAGCCCAUUAUAUAUAUGAAUCCAACUUCAUACACUCUUCAUUCGAAACUACACCAGUUUUGUAUAUUCACUUGCUUACAUUGUCACCUUUUGUUCAACUAAUUCAAUUCAAUCUUCGAAGAUGGCACAGAGAAAUGUUGCUGCUAACUCUUCUCUUGAGAAAACCAGUUUGGCUUAUCUAGAUCAGAGGAUGGCCAUGGCCAAACGCUGUUCUCAUCAAGGUGUGAUGGCUGGAGCUAAGGCAGCUGUUGUCGCUACUAUCGCCACUGCCAUUCCAACUCUGGCUAGUGUUAGGAUGCUACCUUGGGCAAGAGCCAACCUCAAUCACACUGCACAAGCUCUUAUAAUUUCAACAGUGGCUGGAGCAGCAUAUUUCAUAGUAGCUGACAAGACUGUCUUGGCAACUGCAAGAAAGAACUCCUUCAACCGACCCUCCAAUGCAUGAAUUCCAAACGCAUCAUAACUUAGGAUCGUGGUUUCGGAUGCAUUGGUUGGUCUUUGAUUCUUAGUAAACAUUAAGCUAGUUUCAUCAUGUACUUUUCACAUAUGUACUUAUAAAUAAAUAAUAAUUUGCACCUCAAUAGUGAGAGAGCUAUUAUGUACUACCAGUCAAUCGUAAUCAUAGUUAAUUAUAAGAAUGCAAAUAAGUAACUUCUCUUUC
Lathyrus oleraceus (garden pea) is the source of this 829-nucleotide messenger RNA. RefSeq names its product early nodulin-93. Bases 290 to 613 code for a protein of 107 amino acids. The transcript has 4 exons. NCBI's taxonomy places the organism in Eukaryota, Viridiplantae, Streptophyta, Magnoliopsida, Fabales, Fabaceae. The record is from RefSeq and is a predicted model, not a curated record.